ACCGUGCAGAAGGCGGGGCUUAGAGUCAGUAUAGUGGAAUACUAUUGGCCAGUGAGUUUGCCUAUCAACGCAGAAGCGGCGUACGCAUAGCAAUAAUGGCUGAUUCUCAUGUCAUGGCUCACCAGCGCUGUCAGGAGAAGACACCAGUCCAGAUCCUGCACGAGUAUGGCAUUAAAAUCGGCCGCGCGCCCGUGUACGCGCUCCUCCAGUCUGACGGAGAAGCGCACCAGCAAUCCUUCAUCUUCAGUGUCACCAUAGGAGAAAUCACAUGCAAAGGUCGAGGAGCCACUAAAAAGGCUGCAAAACAUGAAGCUGCAGAAGCCGCAUUGAACUUAUUGAAACGAGACACCCGGCCAAAUGAUCAGAGAGAUGGUGUUUCUCCUGAAGCCGGAGACGCAUCCAAUCCUGUAGGAGUCCUGCAGGAGCUGGCCAUGCAGAGAGUCUGGUGUCUGCCGGAGUAUGUGGUGUCUUUGGAGACCGGGCCGGAUCACAUGAAGGAGUUCACUGUUACCUGUCGUCUGGAAGGCCUGGAGGAGUCAGGCACCGGCAGCUCCAAAAAGCAGGGCAGACGCGCAGCAGCCGAACGCAUGCUGGGGAAACUACAGAGUCUGUCCGGAUCUCCCGAGAUCACAUGGAGCCCUCCGUCUCGCGUGUAUGUGGAAAGCUUACGGCAGGCCACAGGGGAGAAGAUGUCCCUCCUGAGGAGGACGCCGCUCAGCAUCCCAAACACAGACUACAUUCAGAUGCUGCUGGAGAUCUCACUGGAGCUGGGCUUUCAGGUCACAUACGUAGACAUCGAUGAGCUGACCGUGAACGGCCAGUACCAGUGUUUGGUGGAGCUGUCCACCCGGCCGGUGACGGUGUGCCACGGGACAGGGAUGACCAGCAGUAACGCCCACAACACCGCAGCACAUAACGCCCUGCAGUACAUCAAGAUGGUCGCUAGUAAACUCUAACAGCAGGUCCGGGAUCAGUGUGCACAUGAUUUCUGACCUGCACGUACUGACCCCGAGCCUGUUUCACACAGCACACACAAAACACAUACUGACCCGAGACCAGACUCGCUGAUGAAAAUAAAUGAAUUUCUGGAUUACAACACUGAGUUUAUUCUUGGUUGUUGAAAACCGUUACAUUUACAUCCGAAUAUACAGUGAACCUCAAACUGGAUGUACUUAGUUUUUUUGAUUGUCACUACAUGAAACCUGACUGAAGUACUCAUAUAUAUAUAUGUAUAUACUUUUUUUAAUUGCUUACACCCUCAAACCUUUCGCUCAUAUACCAUAACUUCAGACCAAGUUACAAUCAAAAUCAAAAACAACCUGACCACAAAAAAAAAAUUCCCCCUUGCAUUUCUGCUUACAGUAUUUUGUAAAUCUAUUCUGAAUAUGCACACAAGUCAAGUCACCUUUAUCUCUUAUGCUUUAUACAGCGCAGAAUGUUUCAAAGCAGUAGUUACAAAUUCAAACAAGCCUAUAAUGUCAUUAUACAGAUCAAGUUAGUUCAGUGUUGAUUCAGUCCAGUUUUAUAACUAAUGCUCAUCAGUUGUGCAUACUGUAUUUACAGUGUAUUCUUGCACACACGUGUGUGUGGGUGCUGUGACACAAGAUAGUACUUUAGAUAGUACUGUCAAGAUAGUACUUUACUUGCAAAAGAGUUGCUAUGCAAGAACAAUUUUUUAAAGUUUAAAUUAAAAGUUAAAAAUUCUUUUGAUUUUGCAUGAUAGAGUGUGGCGAAAACAAGCCAUAGUUUCAAUAAUUGUGUAAGCAAUUAAAAAAACAUCAACUGUAAGGUUUACAGUGCGUUCUCGAGGCUCAUAGAGCAGUGAACGCUUUAAACCGGUAUCUGUGAUGGUUAAACGAAGCUUCGCAAUGCAUCGCAAAACGUUUUUCACUACGCUGUACGGUGUGUCCACCUACUGGUCAUUACUGUGUAUAGCACACAACAAACUUACAUCCACUGGUUUCAUCAGAUUUGCUUCUUUAACUCAUCUCUUUUAUUUAGACAAGUAGAAGUGAAUCUUUUAUUUAUUUUAUUUUAGUUAUUUGAUUAUAACUAUAACAAAGUUUGUUUGGGCUUUAUAUAUUGGGGGAAACAAUGUACUAAAGAAAACCAUGAUGAAGUGUGAAUACUGUUACAUGAAUAAACAUCUUUUUUUUUUUUUUUACACAACAAGCUUCACUACAUGUUGAUAUGGGUGCCGCUGUGUGAAACAGGCCUUCAUGGACAAAUACAUGGACUGCACUCAUUUGGCAAAUAAAGAUACAUCAAACCUAUGAGUCUUCA
Carassius auratus (goldfish) is the source of this 2283-nucleotide messenger RNA. RefSeq names its product interferon-inducible double-stranded RNA-dependent protein kinase activator A homolog. Gene Ontology annotation, biological process: regulation of regulatory ncRNA processing; siRNA processing. NCBI's taxonomy places the organism in Eukaryota, Metazoa, Chordata, Actinopteri, Cypriniformes, Cyprinidae. Gene Ontology annotation, cellular component: nucleus; cytoplasm; RISC complex. Bases 96 to 956 code for a protein of 286 amino acids. The record is from RefSeq and is a predicted model, not a curated record. Gene Ontology annotation, molecular function: double-stranded RNA binding; siRNA binding. The transcript is spliced from 8 exons.